Durusdinium trenchii is the source of this 1553-nucleotide messenger RNA. Lineage: Eukaryota; Dinophyceae; Suessiales; Symbiodiniaceae. The record is from the annotation of a GenBank genome assembly.
GUAGAACGGUACUUCUUCACUUGUGGUGUGUUUGUGGCCAUGUGCCAUGCAUGCAAAGCUCAGCAAGAAGCGCUCAAGGAGGAAAAAAAACAAGGCGCUGAUUCUUGAUGAAGAGGCUGGUGAAGAAGAUGACGUGUCACAAGAUGAAUGGAAACUUGGGAAAGGCAUUUUGCUGCUUGCGCUGGCGGCCGGAUUUACCUUGGCCUCGCUUCUGGUCAAACCCCCCUGGCGUUCACUGGGUGACGAGCGUGACAAGCGUGACGAGUGGCGUUCGAAGGAGGCCUUUGGAGGUGCUGCCAGUGUCGCGGUGUCAGAAGAUUGGCCGCGUGAAGAGCCAGAGCCUUUUUCGCCGCCGAGUGGGCCACUGAGUGGGCCGAGUGUGGAAAAGGCGGUGCAGUUCCAAAAGGUGAAGGUGCUGUCGGGCUCCAGCGAGCGUGCCGGCUCGCGGGAGCCGGGGAAUUUGCAAGAUCCACGGAUUGUGUGGAUCCAUUUGCACAGCUAUGGGGGCACCACCAUCUGCGAUCUGGCUCGUGCGCAUGGAGAGAAGGUCUCUCCGGCCAAAGACAAUUGCAACCUCAUGCCCGACGGCUGUUCGACACCAGCGCAGUUUCGCAUUGGCUGCUUGAAGCGUUUGCAGAGCAUGCAAUACACCUUCACGGCAGUGGAGCGGUCCCUGGACGAGGAAGAUCUCACCUGCUUGGGUGAAAGGAGGAUGCUCUUUGGGUUAAUGUUGCGGGAUCCGGUGGCGGGCAUCAAAUCGACCUUGAUCGGGAAUCAACUGGAGAAGGGCCUGAUGUUGCAAGCUCUCCGCAGCCGAGUGGUGCCCAGGAACCUUGCCUUCCAUUUCUGCCUCCCGCCCUUCGACACCUACCAACACUUGGACAACUUUGCCGUUCGAACCUUGAGUGGCGCUUACGAUCAGCCGCCGGGAGGGAUGAGUAUGGCUCACUUGGAGAGAGCCAAAGGCGAUGAACGCAUGCGGAACACCUUGGGUGGGCAAGAAGUGGUAGAAAGAUGUAGAAAGAGAAAGAGAGUUCUUCAAGAGAGUCGAAGAGUCGCAGAUGUGGUGACUGUAGAGUUGUAGAUGAGCUGUAGAGUUUGGUGAGCUGCUUGCCUCAGGCAGCUUUCGGGGUGACUGUUGGGAUGGAUGUCGACUUUGAUCGCCGACCGGCGAUCAUCGUGGGACUCGGUGCCACAGGGGUCGUCUCCAAGCUAGAUGUGGUUCUGAUCAUGGAGGAACUUCAAGAACAUCUUCCGCAGCUGCGUGCCAUCUUCGGAUGGGAUGUGGACCUGAAGCAAAAUCCUUGGCACUCGCAUUGGCAUCGCAUCCCCAAGAAUGUCUUCAGCCCUGAAGAGGCAGCAUUUCUCAGGCAAGCCAAUGACUUGGAUUACCAGCUUUAUGAAUAUGCUCGCACGGUGGCACGCCAGCUGACUGCCCAAGCAGCCCCCAAAGUGGGAAGCAGUGGGACAUGAGGACCUGGCACGUGAUGUGUCCGCGCGGUUUCGGGUGUUUUAGAGGUGGAUCGACUUCCCCCGAUCGAAAGCUCUGAAUG